Rhincodon typus (whale shark) is the source of this 2712-nucleotide messenger RNA. RefSeq names its product bromodomain and WD repeat-containing protein 3-like. Lineage: Eukaryota; Metazoa; Chordata; Chondrichthyes; Orectolobiformes; Rhincodontidae. The transcript has 23 exons. Gene Ontology annotation, biological process: cytoskeleton organization; regulation of transcription by RNA polymerase II; regulation of cell shape. The coding region runs from base 1 to 2712 and encodes 903 amino acids. Gene Ontology annotation, molecular function: protein binding. Gene Ontology annotation, cellular component: nucleus. The record is from RefSeq and is a predicted model, not a curated record.
AUGAGGCUUUGUACAUUCCAGGAUCCGAGACUUGAGUUUGACUUUGAUUUUCGGACUGCGGGUGAUGGUGAUGUAGUGGAGCAGGUCAUCAGCCAACAGACAGAUGAUCAGUAUGAGAAUGGCCAGGAACCCAGCCUUCUAGAUGAUGCUAUUAGGGAGCUCCAGCGAGAACAUGACCUGAGGCAGGGAAACGAAGGAGCAGCUGUACCGGAUGGCCCUUACAGUAGAUCGAACUUGCGGAACAGUGCCUUGCUGUCCCCCAUUGGACUUCGACGGAGUGGUCAAAUAGAAGGUGUUCGCCAAAUGCAUAAUAAUGCCCCUCGUAGUCAGAUGGCUACAGAGAGAGACCUGAUGGCUUGGAGCCGAAGGGUGGUAGUCAUGGAGCUUCCACCUGGAAUUAGCAGGUUUCAAGAGGAACUUCGACUAAGUAAAGGCGAUGGAGAAAUUAACUUGUACACAAUUGAAAAGAAACGUAAACCACUGCAACCAACACAGAAGAGCGAUGGUCAGGAAUUUUUCCAGCGCACAGGGAGGCGGACUCAACGCCGUAAUCAGCAUUUCUACCACACUCGUUCGACUGUGGAACGUCGAACUUGUAUUCGUCGGAUAGAAGAAUCUAAUAAUUCUUCAGAGGAAAUGGAGACUAUAGAUGGAAGUGAGGGGUCAUCUGAUGAGGUUGAAGAAGAGUGGCAGAGUGAAAGCAGUUCAAGUGAUUCAUCAAGUGAAUAUUCAGAUUGGACGGCAGAUGCUGGUAUUAACUUGCAACCACCCAAACGAUUGGUGAGAGGAAUAGUACGUCAUAAUAGCAGCUCUGAAGAUGAGAAGCUGGGAGAAAGAUUGACUCUAAAACGCAAGAAAUCCAAACAGUCCAAACAGAAGAGGCCGAGUGAACUACUUGCCAUGGAAGGUGCACCUUCUGAAGAAUGGAUUCCUCCAUCUUGGAUCCGAGAUACAACACCACGCAGAUCACCAUUUGUGCCACAAAUGGGUGAUGAGGUUGUAUAUUUUCGACAAGGGCAUGAAGCGUAUGUGAAAGCUGUUAAAAAAGCAAAAGUCUACAGUGUAAACCUUCAGAAGCAACCGUGGAUCAAAUUGGAACUUAGGGAACAAGAAAUUGUAAAGGUGGUUGGCAUCAAGUAUGAAGUUGGGCCACCUACUUUAUGUUGUCUGAAGCUUUCUCUUCUAGACCCCAUCACUGGCAAAAUGACUGGAGAAUCUUUCUCUCUCAAGUAUCAUGAUAUGCCAGAUGUCAUUGACUUUUUAGUAUUGCGACAAUUUUAUGAAGAAGCAAAAAAGAGAAACUGGCAAGUUGGAGACACGUUUCGCAGUAUAAUAGAUGAUGCCUGGUGGUUUGGAACAGUGCAGAGUCAGCAGCCUUUUCAGCCUGAAUAUCCUGAUAGUUUAUUCCAAUGUUACAAUGUUUGCUGGGAUAAUAACGAGUUGGAGAAGAUGAGCCCAUGGGACAUGGAACCCAUUCCAGAUGAUGCUAUCUACCCUGAAGAAAUUGGUGCCAGUGUUCCUGUUACUCCAGAGGAACUGAAACGCUUGUUAUAUAAACCUCAGGAGGGUGAAUGGGGAUCUAGUUCUGCAGAUGAACAACAUAAGCGUAUCAUUCAGGGAAUCAGUCAACUGAUGACACUUGAAAUAGCCGCACCAUUCUCUGCCCCUGUGGAUCUCUGUGCCUAUCCACUAUAUUGCACUGUGGUUGCAUAUCCAACAGACCUAAGCACCAUCAAGAAGAAAUUAGAAAACGGGUUUUAUAGGACAGUUUCUGCCCUGAUGUGGGAAGUAAGAUAUAUUGAACAUAAUGCUAGAACUUUCAAUGAGCUCGACAGUCCAAUUGUCAAGUCUGCCAAGUUAAUUACAGACACAUUACUUCAGUUCAUUGGGGACCAGAGUUGCACCAACAUGUUAGAGCUGUAUGAAAAAGUUAAGGCAGAGGAACUUAGCAGUGAUGAAAAUGACAAGGAAAUGGCUGCAGAAUUAGAUUCUGAUGCUCCAGGAACUUCGUCAGACACAAUACAUCGGCUCCCAAGGCAGUUGAACAGAAGGCCAGCGCUCAGUAUUGAUGUUAAUGCCUGGAAAGAGCAAUGCAGAGAGUUUCUGAACCUCAUGUUCCAGUGUGAGGACUCUGAACCUUUUAGACAGCCAGUGGAUCUCUUUGCAUAUCCUGACUAUCGGGACAUCAUCGAUGUUCCGAUGGACUUCAACACUGUGAAAGAAACACUAGAAGAAGGAAAUUAUGAAACCCCUCUGGAGUUCUGCAAGGAUGUUCGUUUAAUAUUCAGCAACGCCAAAGCCUACACGCCCAACAAGAAAUCAAGGAUAUACAGCAUGACACUCAGGUUGUCUGCCUUAUUUGAAACACAAAUUACAAAAAUAAUUUCAGACUACAAGUCUGCCUUGAAGUGCCAAAAAAAGAAUAAACCACGACAGAAGUAUAGAAAGAGAUUCAAAAGCAGCAGUAGUAGUAGCAGCAGCAGCAGCACGAGCAGUUCUCGGUCCGGCAGCAGGAGCAGUUCUCGGUCCGGCAGCAGGAGCAGUUCUCGGUCCGGCAGCAGGAGCAGUUCUCGGUCCCGUAGUGGUUCAGGUUGCAGUAGCAGAGCAUCCAGCCUAGCGCGUGAACUAACAAACACUCCACCUAAGGAAGACCUGAAUAUCUCACCGUCUUGUUCAGUUAGAGCUAUUACAUCAAGAACAACUCCAGAAUAA